AUGACCAGUUUCAAUCAUUACUCUUUUGGGUCUGUUGCCAAUUGGAUGCAUCAAGUCAUUGGGGGGAUCGCGCCCCUCGAGCCAGGAUACAAGGCAAUCUCCAUUGCGCCUAUUCCAGGAGUUUCGACGAAUUGGAGGUUGACGGAUGCGGGAUUCCAUUUGAAAGUGAGAAUUCCACCCAACACCAAGGCUGAGAUCAACCUGCCUGGGACAGAUAAGAAGGAAAUUGUUGGAUCUGGAUUAUAUGAGUUUCACCAAUUGACCUGA
Molecule: messenger RNA, 267 nt
Organism: Fusarium pseudograminearum CS3096
Lineage: Eukaryota; Fungi; Ascomycota; Sordariomycetes; Hypocreales; Nectriaceae
Exons: 2
Coding region: 1-267 (88 amino acids)
Source: RefSeq, a predicted model, not a curated record